Molecule: messenger RNA, 695 nt
Organism: Rubroshorea leprosula
Lineage: Eukaryota; Viridiplantae; Streptophyta; Magnoliopsida; Malvales; Dipterocarpaceae
Source: the annotation of a GenBank genome assembly
CUUGAUUAUUAAAAUACUAUUAACCAAUUACCACGAAGCACCCCACUUUACCGGCAUGGCUACCUUCGCUCCGGCAUCAUCAGGAGUACUGGACGCUUCAGGCCUCAUAACCAUGAUCAUAUCCUCAGCGCCAAACUCCAUGACGCACCGCAGAAACUGCGCGCAACUGGCGGAGCAUGUGAACCUCGUAGGGAACCUUUUAGAGAAGCUGAAAUCUACGGACCUGGUAACGUUGCCCGCUGUAAAAGAACCGUUGGAUGGGCUGGAGGAGGUGUUAAAGAAAGCACUUGAUUUGGUUGAGAGUUGCCAGGAGAAAAGCUGUCUCUACAUGCUUGCUAUCGGAUGGAGCGCAGUUUAUCAGUUCCGGCAAGUUCACGUGGAGAUCGAUCGGAGUCCGAAAGUCGUUCCUUUGAUUUCACUUGUUCAUGAAUUCCGGAUGCAGAAUUUGGAGGCAUUGGAGGCCAUCGAACAGGACCAAAGGGAGUACACUCUCGACGAAGAGGAAGUAGAAGCACAGAGUGCGAUUCUAAUACAUUAGGAGGGCUACCAAAACUGAUUAGCUUCUUCAACAGUGGUAAUUGCAGCGGCAUCUCACUUUUCAACGAUAAGGUACUUAAUUCAUUUCCUUUAUUUUAUUUCAUUUUUUUGUUUCUUUGCGGAAGAGUAAUUAGAAAAUAUAAAAAAUUAAUCUCAUU